Molecule: messenger RNA, 3433 nt
Organism: Xiphophorus hellerii (green swordtail)
Lineage: Eukaryota; Metazoa; Chordata; Actinopteri; Cyprinodontiformes; Poeciliidae
Gene: pde6c
Product: phosphodiesterase 6C, cGMP-specific, cone, alpha prime
Exons: 22
Coding region: 34-2595 (853 amino acids)
Biological process (GO): signal transduction
Molecular function (GO): protein binding; 3',5'-cyclic-nucleotide phosphodiesterase activity
Source: RefSeq, a predicted model, not a curated record
GAAGAGGACACAAGUAAAAGUACCAAAAACAAAAUGGCAGAUAAGGACAGCGUGGAGAAAUACUUGGAGAACAACCCGCAGUUCGCCAAAGAGUACUUCGAUAAGAAGUUGCGUGCCGAGUCCCUGAGCGCCGCUUUCUCCGAGCCCCUCGACAUCAAGGACACAGCCUCGUUUAAGGAUGUUAACUCGGUGCAGGAGGCCGCCAUCAUCUUCGAGCUGCUCCAGGAGCUCCAGAAGCAGACGACCAUCGAGAAGAACCUCCACAAGGUGCUGCAGAGAACCGCUCUCAUCUUGCAGGCCGACAGGGUCAGCUACUACAUCUGCCGCUCCAGGAACGGAAUCCCCGAGCUCGCAACCUGCCUCUUCGACGUGACCCCGACCUCCAAAUACGAGGCCAACCUGGUGAACCCGCAGAGUGAGAUCGUGAUCCCCACUGACAUGGGAAUAGUGGGCUACACAGCCACUUCCAAGAAGCCCCAAAACGUUCCAGACAUUACCAAGAAUACAAAGUUCUGCGACUUUGUGGAUAAACAAACUGGAUACAAGACCAAAUGCAUAAUGUCCUACCCCAUGGUUGCUGACAAAGACUGCCUUGGAGUCAUCAUGGUGCUUAACAAAAUAGGAGCUGAUGCAUUCACGCCAGAGGAUGAGAAGCUUUUCCAUAAGUACAUGACUUUUGCUCAAGUCAUUUCUCUGCAGUAUCACACAGCCUACAUGUUCAAUGUAGAGUCCAGGAGGAGUCAGGUGCUGCUCUGGUCUGCCAGCAAAGUUUUUGAAGAGUUGACAGACAUUGAGAGGCAAUUCCACAAAGCUCUCUACACCGUGAGGACCUACCUGCAAUCUGAGCGUUACUCAGUGGGGCUGUUGGACAUGACUAAAGAAAAGGAAUUUUAUGACGAGUGGCCUGUGAAACUAGGAGAUGUGGAACCCUAUAAAGGACCAAAAACACCGGAUGGCAGGGAAAUCAACUUUUAUAAGAUCAUUGACUACCUCCUUGAAGCCAAAGAAGAAAUUAAAGUCAUACCAGGUCCACCUGCAGAUCACUGGGCUCUGGUCAGCGGACUGCCAACUUAUGUGGCAGAAAACGGCUUUAUUUGCAACAUGAUGAAUGUUGCUGCAGAUGACUACUUCACUUUCCAGAGAGAGGCAGUGGAUGAGUCGGGUUUCAUCAUCAAGAACGUCCUGUCGCUGCCCAUCGUCAACAAGAAGGAAGAAAUUGUGGGCGUCGCCACCUUCUUCAACAGAAAGGAUGGCAAACCGUUUGACGAGUAUGACGAGCAGAUCACCGAGGCCCUGACACAGUUCCUGGGGUGGUCGGUGUUGAACUGUGACACCUACGACAGGCUGAACCGUAUGGAAUGGAGGAAAGACAUUGCCCAGGAGAUGCUCAUGUACCAAACCAAAUGCACCUCGGACGAGAUGCAGUCCAUUCUGAACACCAAGGAGAAGUUUGAUGCUGAACCUGAAGACUGUGACCAGAAGGAGAUGUACAAAUUACUGAGAGCAAACUGCCCACCUGCCGACAACGUGGACGGAGAAAAUCUGUACAACUUCGGCUUCAGCGACUUCCCCGUCACAGAGCACGGCCUCAUUAAAGCUGGCAUCCGCAUAUUCUUUGAGCUUGGGGUGGUCGAAAAGUUUAAAGUUCCCCCAGAAACUCUGACUAGGUGGAUGUAUACUGUGAGAAAGGGUUACCGUGCCAUUACAUACCACAACUGGAGGCAUGGCUUCAAUGUAGGCCACACCAUGUUCUGUCUACUGCAGACAGGGAGACUGAGGAAGUACUACUCAGAUCUAGAUGCCUUUGCCAUGGUGGCUGCAGCUUUCUGCCACGAUAUCGACCACAGAGGAACAAAUAACCUCUACCAGACAAAGAGUGCAUCUCCUCUGGCCAAACUUCACGGCUCCUCCAUUAUGGAGAGACACCAUUUGGAAUACAGCAAGACACUCAUGGGAGAGGAGACUUUGAACAUCUUCUGCAAUCUGCAGAAGCGUCAGUUUGAGACUGUGCAGCACUUGUUCGAUGUUUGCAUUAUUGCCACUGAUCUGGCCCUUUACUUCAAGAAGAGAACCAUGUUCCAAAACAUUGUGAAUGCCACAGAACCAAUGGCAGAUGAAAAAGAGGCCAUCGCCCACAUUUCUAACAACCCCAUCAGGAAGGAAAUUAUCAUGGCCAUGAUGAUGACAGGCUGCGACUUGUCAGCCAUCACCAAACCCUGGGAGGUGCAGAGCAAGGUGGCUCUGAUGGUUGCAGCUGAAUUCUGGGAACAGGGCGAUUUGGAAAGAAACGUUUUGGACCAGCAGCCAAUUCCCAUGAUGGACAGAAACUGUGCAGAACAGCUACCCAAGAUGCAAUGUGGUUUCAUCGACUUUGUGUGCUCAUUUGUGUACAAGGAGUUCUCCAGGUUCCACAAAGAGAUCACACCCAUGUUCGACGGUCUGAACAACAACAGGGCACACUGGAACGAGCUGGCUGAGGUGUACAAUGCAAAGAUGAAGGCUAUUGAAGAUGAAAAGAAGAAGCUGGAAGAGGAGGAAGCCAAGAAAGCUGGUGGUGGUGAGGGAGGGAAGUCGAAGACCUGCACCAUCUGUUAGGCUUCUCCAUUUCAUGGAUCUGGACUCAAAUGGACUGACUAGGACUGAUAUACACAUCUCUAGUCUUAAAGUCAUCCUCAAAGCCAUCAGUUUUUGGAGUUUGUCCUCUGAACUAAGCUAGUUCUCUCUGGUCCCUCUGCGGAUGCGGCACCCCGGUUUGGUCCAGUUGUUUCCAGCUAGUCCAGAGUAGUUAGCGCCGAUCUGGAUUGCAUGAACUGAUCUCCAAGCAGGGAGGAAGAAUUGGAGCCGGGAGUAACAGUGGGACUCUGCACAGAGAAGAUCUUAUCGAGAAGGAAUGUGUGAAACUUCUUCCUCCCUUUGUUUUGAACAGCGACCGAAAACAUGCAAACUCACUAUAUAAUUUUAUGUAAGAUUUUUUUUUUUUUUUUGGCAUGCUUGAAAUCAUGUUGCGAUAAAUUUAGCUGCUCCCCGUGCUGAGAUUCAAAUCUUUUAAUGUAGACAGUUAAAUAGGUCAUUGUUGAGCUAUGCCAAAGCAAUAGCAUUCAGUGUCCCUUUGGCAAUCAUAAGCACAAUGUAUAAUCAUACUUUAAGCUGCACAAUGCACAUGGCUGCUGUUGUUUUAGCAGCCAAACCACAGAGAGAGUGAGGGCCAACUGGGAGGAUAAAGACUUUUCAAAUGUAGUGAUGGGGACCCGUUAAAGGCGCUUAUAAAGAAAUAUGAAUUUAUUCCCUUCAGCACAUAAAGAGCAUCUGAUGGCUCUGUUCAUGCUGUAAAGGCGAUAGGCACAGGGAGCAAUGGCGCCAAAACAAUUAGGAAAGACAAUGUCUUUCCUGCAAAGGGACUAAUGAGUCGUCUGAACGUAUACUCAUUUUAAUA